AUGGGCGGGCUAAACUUAGAAGUCUUCAAGUUCGGCAUGUAUGUCAUGUUUCCGAUUGGCAUCAUGUAUUACUUCGGCACAAACCUCGACGAGCGAUUUGCCGUGCCCGAGUUCUGGCCCAAACCAGAGCAAGCCAACAAAGUGCCUCUCGACAGAGACGAAAUCCACGCCGAGCUACAACGAUUGCGCGCGCGGCGGUUGUAUAUUCGAGAUAGGAGGCUCGAGAAUGAGGCGAGAAACCCGCCAUCACCGGGUGACAGCCAGGGGAGCGAUGAAUCAUAA
Messenger RNA from Hypoxylon trugodes, 282 nucleotides. RefSeq lists its product as uncharacterized. The coding region runs from base 1 to 282 and encodes 93 amino acids. Gene Ontology annotation, cellular component: mitochondrion; mitochondrial inner membrane. The record is from RefSeq and is a predicted model, not a curated record. Lineage: Eukaryota; Fungi; Ascomycota; Sordariomycetes; Xylariales; Hypoxylaceae. Gene Ontology annotation, biological process: mitochondrial respiratory chain complex IV assembly. The transcript has 2 exons.